Molecule: messenger RNA, 2478 nt
Organism: Haliaeetus leucocephalus (bald eagle)
Lineage: Eukaryota; Metazoa; Chordata; Aves; Accipitriformes; Accipitridae
Gene: FGFR1
Product: fibroblast growth factor receptor 1
Exons: 17
Coding region: 1-2478 (825 amino acids)
Biological process (GO): fibroblast growth factor receptor signaling pathway; protein phosphorylation; positive regulation of kinase activity
Cellular component (GO): signaling receptor complex; membrane
Molecular function (GO): fibroblast growth factor binding; fibroblast growth factor receptor activity; ATP binding
Source: RefSeq, a predicted model, not a curated record
AUGUUUACCUGGCGGUGCCUCAUCCUUUGGGCUGUGCUGGUCACAGCCGCGCUCUCAGCUGCCAGGCCGGCCCCUACCCUGCCCGACCAAGUUCUGCCCAAAGCAAAAAUCGAAGUGGAGUCCUACUCGGCCCACCCCGGUGACCUCCUCCAGCUGCGCUGCCGGCUGAGGGAUGACGUCCAGAGCAUCAACUGGGUGCGCGACGGCGUCCAGCUGGCCGAGAACAACCGGACGCGCAUUACCGGGGAGGAGGUAGAGGUCAGGGACGCGGUGCCCGAGGACUCAGGGCUCUAUGCCUGCAUGACCAACAGCCCCUCGGGAAGCGAGACCACCUACUUCUCCGUGAACGUCUCAGACGCGCUCCCCUCCGCGGAGGAUGAUGACGACGAAGACGAUUCCUCUUCGGAGGAGAAGGAGGCAGAUAACACCAAGCCGAACCAGGCCAUCGCUCCCUACUGGACCUAUCCCGAGAAGAUGGAGAAGAAGCUCCACGCCGUCCCUGCCGCCAAAACGGUGAAAUUCAAGUGUCCGUCAAGUGGGACGCCCAACCCCACGCUGCGCUGGCUGAAGAACGGCAAGGAGUUCAAACCCGACCACCGCAUCGGGGGGUACAAGGUCCGCUACGCAACCUGGAGCAUCAUCAUGGAUUCGGUGGUGCCGUCCGAUAAGGGCAACUACACGUGCAUCGUGGAGAACAAAUACGGGAGCAUCAACCACACCUACCAGCUGGAUGUCGUGGAGCGGUCCCCGCACCGGCCCAUCCUGCAGGCAGGGCUGCCUGCUAACAAGACGGUAGCCCUGGGCAGCAACGUGGAGUUCGUCUGCAAAGUCUACAGCGAUCCCCAGCCCCACAUCCAGUGGCUGAAGCACAUCGAGGUGAACGGCAGCAAGAUCGGCCCCGACAACCUGCCCUACGUGCAGAUCCUGAAGACGGCUGGCGUUAACACAACAGACAAAGAAAUGGAAGUCCUUCACUUAAGGAAUGUCUCAUUUGAGGAUGCUGGGGAGUAUACAUGUUUGGCGGGUAAUUCUAUUGGGAUCUCCCAUCACUCUGCAUGGUUGACAGUUCUCGAAGCUAUUGAAGACACCCCGGCCAUGAUGACAUCCCCCCUCUACCUGGAGAUCAUCAUUUACUGCACUGGGGCCUUCCUCAUCUCCUGCAUGGUGGUGACCGUCAUCAUCUACAAGAUGAAGAGCACCACCAAGAAGACGGACUUCAACAGCCAGCUGGCCGUGCACAAGCUGGCCAAGAGCAUUCCCCUGCGCAGACAGGUAACAGAAAGUAGAGAGGGGGUGUCGGCCGACUCCAGCUCCUCCAUGAACUCGGGCGUGAUGCUGGUCCGACCCUCGCGGCUCUCCUCCAGCGGCACCCCCAUGCUGGCCGGCGUCUCUGAGUACGAGCUCCCCGAGGAUCCACGGUGGGAAUUACCCCGGGACAGGCUGAUUCUGGGCAAGCCCCUGGGAGAAGGGUGCUUCGGGCAGGUGGUGCUGGCAGAAGCCAUCGGCCUCGACAAGGACAAGCCAAACCGCGUGACCAAGGUGGCGGUGAAGAUGCUCAAGUCCGACGCCACGGAGAAGGACUUGUCCGACCUCAUCUCUGAAAUGGAGAUGAUGAAGAUGAUCGGCAAGCACAAGAACAUCAUCAACCUGCUGGGAGCCUGCACGCAGGACGGACCCCUCUACGUGAUCGUGGAGUACGCCAGCAAGGGCAACCUGCGGGAGUACCUGCAAGCCCGGCGGCCCCCCGGCAUGGAGUACUGCUACAACCCUACCCGCGUCCCCGAGGAGCAGCUCUCCUUCAAGGACUUGGUCUCCUGCGCCUACCAGGUGGCCCGAGGCAUGGAGUACCUGGCCUCCAAGAAGUGCAUCCACAGGGACCUGGCGGCCAGGAACGUCCUGGUGACCGAGGACAAUGUGAUGAAGAUCGCUGACUUCGGUCUGGCUCGCGACAUCCACCACAUAGAUUACUACAAGAAGACGACAAACGGUCGUCUGCCGGUGAAGUGGAUGGCCCCAGAGGCUCUGUUCGACCGAAUAUACACUCACCAGAGCGACGUGUGGUCCUUCGGCGUGCUGCUGUGGGAGAUCUUCACGCUGGGCGGCUCGCCCUACCCCGGCGUGCCGGUUGAGGAGCUCUUCAAGCUGCUGAAGGAAGGUCACAGGAUGGACAAGCCCAGCAACUGCACCAACGAGCUGUACAUGAUGAUGCGGGAUUGCUGGCACGCCGUCCCCUCCCAGAGACCCACCUUCAAGCAGCUGGUGGAAGACCUGGAUAGGAUCGUGGCCAUGACCUCCAACCAGGAGUACCUGGACCUCUCCAUGCCGCUGGAUCAGUAUUCUCCCGGCUUCCCGGACACCCGCAGCUCCACCUGCUCCUCGGGAGAGGACUCUGUUUUUUCUCACGACCCUCUUCCGGACGAGCCGUGUCUUCCCAAGUUCCCCCCUCAGCACACCAACGGUGGACUGAAGCGACACUGA